AUGAAGUCUUUUUGUGACGGAGUGACCGGAUAUGGUAAACAAUUUCCGCAAAAAGUGAAUGCUAAACCAAAUCAAAUUGAAAACUUAGAAAUGGGCGACAAUUCCAAUAUAAAACAGGACGACAAUAAGAUCGGUCUUCUCAGUGAGGUAUGGCAUGAAUUUGCCCGGUAUUGCGAAAACAGCACCAUCCAUGGCGUAAAAUAUCUGGGAAGGAAAAAUGUGCAUUGGUCCGAACGAAUUUGGUGGAUACUUUCCUUUGCCAUUGCGGCAGUGAUAUGCAUUUCGUGCAUAAACAAAAUGUAUCUGAAAAUAACACCGACCACCAUCACUUUCGAUGACAAUUACACGCCAAUAUCCGAGAUCCCGUUUCCAACUGUAACCAUUUGUAAUCCGUUUACGGUGGACACUGGAGUUCUCAACUAUUCCGGCAUAAAUCAACAGAUUUUGGAUUCGAACUACACGAAUUCGUUGAGCCGGAAGGUGAUUCAGCAAAUGUAUUCGGCAAGCUUAUUUUGCCGCAAUGGCACAACGAUACGCGAAUACAUAAAACGGAAUAAUGAAACGAUUGACCGGGACAUUUGGCCAUACUUAAAACAAAUAUCUCCCGGAAUAGGAAUGCGUGAGUGUAAAUUGUCGCGAAGAGAUAUUUAUUGUCCUGACCUCUUCACCAAGGUCCUAACAUUUUACGGAACGUGUUACACAUUCAACCAUUUGAGUUCAGAGGAGGUUUAUCAUGAAAAAGAGCUGGCCGAUGAUUUUCCAAAAUUUAAGAAAAAUUUAAUCGAAAAGUCUAACUCGACGUGGCCGCAUAAGAAGUUCACGAAUUUCCACGACAAUCCGGACAUCAUUUUCGACCUACGAAUAUUUCAAACAGACAACGAUCCCAGCUGUAACCUCUAUCCGAGAGAUCUUCUUCUAUUCAUUCAUCCGGCCGAAGAUCAGGAUGCGUCCAAGGAAAUAUCCGUACCGUUGGACCAUAUAUCACGCGUAAAUUUACGACCGAAUAAAAUCACAACCGAUCAAAAUUUGAUAAAUGCACUGUCGAAAGAGGAACGGAAAUGCGUCAACAUCAACGACCCAAUGGAGACGAACCUAACAUUUUUCCGCAAAUAUUCGCAAAAGAAUUGUUACUACGAAAAGUUUGUGCGCCGAUUGAUUUCGGACUGUAGAUGCGCAUUUUUUUGGAUGCCACGAUGGAACGAGACAGAACUGUGUAACUGGGAAUCGCAUCGUGAUUGUUGGUCGUCGGUUGACCAAAGUUUCGUCCAUGGAUCCGCCGAAUGCCUGCCAGCUUGUAAUUCGUUUACUUACGAUGCCACAAUGAUUACACACAAUGAAAAUAUCAGCUCAGCAGAUGGAAGACUGGUUAAAAUUGCAAUCUUUUUCGAUGAUCAUCAGUACUUGUUCAUGAGGCGAUCGGAAAUUUAUGGACCGCUCACUUUUUACGCUGGCUGUGCGGGCAUUUUGAGUUUAUUUAUGGGUGCAUCGUUUCUUAGUGUCAGUGAAAUAUUGUAUUUCGUUGCGCUUCGACCGUGCUGGAAUCGACGACAAAGGAAAACGGAAACGUUACAACAACGUGACGAGUUGAAAGAAAGUUUGAAAAUAACAAUAACUAUGAAGCCUCACUUGGAGCAGCAAACCUAACUUAUCUCACAUACGACGAAGGACG
Messenger RNA from Bradysia coprophila, 1669 nucleotides. RefSeq names its product pickpocket protein 28-like. The record is from RefSeq and is a predicted model, not a curated record. Lineage: Eukaryota; Metazoa; Arthropoda; Insecta; Diptera; Sciaridae. Gene Ontology annotation, molecular function: ligand-gated sodium channel activity. Gene Ontology annotation, cellular component: plasma membrane. Gene Ontology annotation, biological process: sodium ion transmembrane transport.